Molecule: messenger RNA, 318 nt
Organism: Trypanosoma grayi
Lineage: Eukaryota; Euglenozoa; Kinetoplastea; Trypanosomatida; Trypanosomatidae
Product: (H+)-ATPase G subunit
Exons: 1
Coding region: 1-318 (105 amino acids)
Biological process (GO): proton transmembrane transport
Cellular component (GO): vacuolar proton-transporting V-type ATPase complex
Molecular function (GO): proton-transporting ATPase activity, rotational mechanism
Source: RefSeq, a predicted model, not a curated record
AUGCCACCGAAGCAAGACAACGUCCAGCGGCUCCUCGCAGCGGAGCAGAAGCGAAACAAAAUUAUCGCGGACGCGAAGGCGCGCAAGCAGGCAAAGGUGAAGCAGGCAAAAGUGGACGCGGAGCAAGAGGUGGCGGCCUUCAGGCGCGAGAAGGAGCAGGAGUACGAGCAGUACAAGGUGCAGCAGCUCAGUGGCGCCGACGUGGAGAAUGUGACCCUCGCCCGUGAGACGGAGCUGCAGCUGCAGGAGCUCCGCACGCUGACGGCGCAGCGCAUGGAUAAGGUCGAGGGGAUGAUGGUGUCGUUGAUUGUGCAGUGA